ACAACGCUUUGAAAACGAGUUACCCUCUCUCACUCCUUUGAGGGCGAAACGCAGGAGUCCGUUGAAGUGCGGACCCGAAGCGCGUGAAUCGGAAGCGAUGCGCUGAGCCGAUGUCGCGUCGACGUGCGGAAUUGUGCACGUCGAGCGAAAGGCAAACGUGUUUUGGCGCCGCUGAUUGACACGGGCUUUUGUCCUAAGAAGAACGGGGAAACAGGCAGUCGUCAAAGACCGCAAAUUCUCACAGCACAAAAACCCAGAGGAAUUUUUACGGGGCAUCGCUCGAGCUGCGCCUGCCUCAUCGCGCUGGCUGUCAGCCGAAAUCCCGACGCUUUCCAACGUACCGGAGGCUCCGCGAUCACGCUCGUUUACGGUUAGCGGACGCUGAAUACCUCGAGGCCGGGGCCGACGUUGUCGACGGGAACGAAGAGAAGUACGAGAGGCGCAGAAAAGACCUUGGCAGUGCCGUGCGAGAGGUGGAGGAAGGUGGAAUAAUCCUAAAACGAACGGUGCCGCCCGGCUCCUGAGAGGGAAUUUACAAAGACUGGAAAGCAUGGAGGAAAUCGACGGGAGAGAUGAAGCCGACGACAACGGGCAGGAAAAGGGACCGGACCGGACGACGACGACGACUGGUCCGAAGCCACGGAAACGUCAACCGUGAGAGAAGCCGCCGGCGUCGGUGUUCCGCCGCGUGUAUCGGAACCUCGAGCGAAAGCAAAGCGUGCGUCUUUCGCGAGGUCGGAGGUCGGAGGUCGGUGCGCACGACGCGCGUGUAACUUAACGCCACGGCCUUUCUUCUGUGACGCCGACGGUGGCGCUGGGACCGGAAGGUCUCGUCCGGUCGAAUGAACCCACGCAGGGGCUACUAAAAUCCUCCGCAGAGCGCCGCGACCGGCUGAGGGAGCAGACGUUUCCAAAGAGACGGACGGUUCUUCCCGCAGCCUUCGCCGGCACGGGAGCCUUCGACAUUUUCCGGAUCGACCGCGCAUCGGCGACUCGAGCUGCCGAGAAGCCUCGAACCGCCGUACCUCGGCCCGGGCGAUGAACUGGACGGAGUCGGAGCAGAGCUGUCAAUUGCUGAAAUGCUCAUUAUUGAGGAGAUUUCCGUGGCGCCCAAAGAUCUCUUUGCAUAUGUGGGCGCAAGAUUGAAGCAAAUCCAAGGAACGAAUUCACCUUUUGGUGGAACGUCUGUUCUCGCUGUCGGAGAGGUCUAUCAGCUGGCGCCUGUGAGACGGCGCCAACCUUGGUGUGCGUACGACCCGACCCGACCCGACAACUUUGAAAUGAUCACAUGGACUGAAAUCACGAGGCAGAAAGAUGGCGUCCCUUUUGCUGAACUGCCGAACCGACUCCGCGUCAAAGGAACGUCCGAUGAGCUGCCAGAACGAGACGGAGCUCGGCUUGCCGCAGCUUUCGCCCUCCCGGGACCGUGCCCGAAGGACACGCCGCACAUCUAUGCCACAAAUAAACCAGCGGAUAGCCAUAACUCUGAAAUGUUGAACCUGCUUCACCAGGGCAUUGUGACAAUGAAAGAAAAAGAAAGCUUCCGUUUCCCAGGAUCCCCUGAACGCACCGCCGGGUGCUCUCAGGUGCUCGCGCUGCUUCGUCAGAGUGUCGCUUUCCUCCUCGAAGAGCACAAACCAUCGCCCAGGUGUGAGAAGACGACCUCUUGCUGACCCCUCAAUCCAACUCUUGUCGCUGCUCUAUCUUUUGUCUCUGCCUUCCUUCUAUCUUUCACCUCUCAAGAUGUAUAUAAAAAAAAAAAAAAAAAAAAAAAAGGGGGUGGGGGGGGGCAAGAGAUGUCAGGCUCGCAAAGUUGAACUGGGAGAAGCGUGCUCAAAACCACUCCCGGGCACCUGUUGCAUCCUCUGGUGAUUUCUAUGCCACUGCCGCGCACUUCGGUGCGCGCAAUUUGCCCGCCGCAGUUGCAAGCAACGAUUUCCGUGCCUUUGCGCCAUUUGAAAGCAAGGAUUUCCGUGGCGCGGCUGCCGCACGCCUCGAGAACUGCGCCAGUGUCGGGGUCCCGAUUUCCUCGCCCCGUCUUCGGAGAGCCGCACCUGUCGGAGACCCGAUGACUGACGAGCCUGUCGAGGGAAAAGCUCUGCUGCGACACGAUCGGGUGACGAAGUUGCAUCACUCGACCGGCGCUGAUCGAGAUCUCGUUCGUGUACUUUGGCUGUUUUGAAGGCCCGAGGACGAUGCACGGACAGUCGUUUGGCAACGGAUGAAAUUCCGGCGAUUGUUCGUGGUUUGGGAAAAAAAAAAAACCAGACGUGUAAAUAAACGUGUCAAUCGACGUA
Phyllopteryx taeniolatus (common seadragon) is the source of this 2297-nucleotide messenger RNA. RefSeq lists its product as uncharacterized. The coding region runs from base 1080 to 1673 and encodes 197 amino acids. Lineage: Eukaryota; Metazoa; Chordata; Actinopteri; Syngnathiformes; Syngnathidae. The transcript is spliced from 4 exons. The record is from RefSeq and is a predicted model, not a curated record.